CGCCACGCCACCCCACCCACCCGAGCGCGCAGACGGCGCCCUCAGCCCCCCGCGCGCGGCGCGCGUCUCAGCAUCCUCCCGCAUCGCCGCGCUCCCGCACGCGUGAGUGAGCGCGCGGAAUGGCGGAUAGAGACAAGCGAAAGCCCCCAGCAUCACCCGGCUCUCCCUUCCGCGGCUUGAGCAUCGUGUCUCCCCCGCACUUCAGGCUGACCCAUGAUAUCAGUCUGGAUGAAUUUGAGGAUGAAGACCUGUCGGAGAUUACGGAAAUCACCGACGAGUGCGGCAUGAGCCUCAACUGCAACAAUGUGGAUAUCAGGGGCCAUGUGACGCGCGAGUCCAAUAGCGGCGCAGGGAAGGUGGACCGGAGCGCAGCCAGCAAGCUGCAGGCGGAGAUGCUUCACUUAGACUUGAUCGAUGCUGUGGGUGAGAUUCAGGACGAGGAAGCUGCACUGCCCUCCACAGAGCCCCCAGCCCAGGAAAGUGCUCCUGUCACCAUGGAUACCUACCGCCCCAAGAGACCCACCACGCUUAACCUCUUCCCUCAGGUGCCUCGGACACAGGAUACGCUGAACAACAACUCGUUCGGGAAGAAGUACAGCUGGCAAGAGAAGGUGUCACGUUCCUCCUCUCCUCUUAAGACAGGUGAGUUGACUCCUCCUCAUGACCACAUUUGCCUGAGCGACGAGGACAAAGUACAACACGGCAGCAGCGCCCAGACCAAAGACAAAGGCACCUCCACAGACGCCCUCUGUCCUAGGACCUCCAGCCAGAGCGGCGGGGGCGCACACUCCAAGCUACCGGACAGGCCCCCCCCCCAGCCGCCCACGCAGGGGGGCAAGGGUGGGGCGGUGGGGGAGGGCCACCGCGAACGGAUCCGCUACCACACGGACGUGCGCCUGGAGCCCACUGAGGAGAUAUACCUGACCCCGGUGCAGAAGAACUCGGACCCCAUCGAGCAGGAAAGGGCCUUCGCGUCGCAGCCGAGCGAGAACAACCGCAUGUCAAUCAGCUCAGACGCCGAAGGGCCCCCACCCUACCAGCCCCUCCCCGAUCGGACAAACCCUUCCAUCAGCGAGGAGGAUGAGGUGUACCAGCCUGCCUCCUCCUCCUCCACUGCCACCACCUCCCGGGACCUUUCCUUGCAGGGGGCUGCUGAAAGAGGGGCGGCAGUGGCUAUUAAGGGACAGAUGGGGACUCUCCAAGAGCAGGGGGCAGAUGCAGUGCCACGGACUUCCAUCAGCUCGGAGGCCAGCGGCCUUUCCUAUGACUCGGUGAAGUACACCCUGGUGGUGGACGAGCACGCGCAGCUGGAGUUGGUCAGCUUGCGCCAGUGCUAUCAAGGCUAUAGCGAUGACAGCGACUCGGCCACCGUCUACGACAACUGCGUCUCAUCGCCCUAUGAGUCAGCUGUCGGGGAGGAGUAUGAGGAAGAGGAGGAAGAGAACAGCCUGAGGCGGGAUGCUGCCUGCCUGUCGGAGGACUCCACCCCCGAGGCCGACUUACCCUUCUCUCGCAAAUUCCUCAAUGUCUUCAUGAACGGCCGAUCGCGCUCUUCCAGUGCAGAGUCCUUUGGCCUCUUCUCAUGUGUUAUCAAUGGAGAGGAGCGGGACCAGAGUCACAGGGCAGUGUUCAGGUUUAUCCCACGCCAUGGAGAUGAGCUAGAGCUGGAAGUGGAUGAUCCACUGCUGGUAGAAGUACAGGCUGAGGACUACUGGUAUGAGGGCUACAAUAUGCGUACUGGUUCCCGUGGCAUCUUCCCUGCCUACUACGCCAUUGAGGUCGCCAAGGAGCCUGAGAACCUAAGAGCAGAAAGAAGCAGUGACUGGGUGGACAAAUACAGAGUAAAAUUCCUAGGCUCCGUUCAAGUGCCAUACCACAAAGGGAACGAUGUCCUCUGUGCUGCGAUGCAGAAGAUUGCCACCAAUAGAAGAAUGACCGUGCAGUUCAACCCACCCUCCACCUGCAUACUGGAGAUCAACCUGAAAGGGGUAAAAAUAGUGGUGCAAGAUGACUACAGUGCUCUUGAUAGAGGAACUAAAUGCAGUCACUUUUUCCAGCUUAAGAACAUAUCCUUCUGUGGAUAUCAUCCGAAGAAUAACAAGUAUUUUGGGUUCAUCACAAAGCACCCAGUGGAUCAGAGGUUUGCCUGUCAUGUCUUUGUGUCUGAAGACUCCACCAAGGCCUUGGCAGAGUCUGUAGGGAGGGCCUUCCAGCAGUUCUACAAGGAGUACGUGGAGUACACAUGUCCUACAGAAGACAUCUACUUGGAGUAGCCAGCUCUCUGUGCCCUACAGCCUUGUAUAUUAUUGUGUGUCAUAACUUGUUGCAUGACAGAUUCAAAAGAAAACCCACUAAGUUUGAGAGAGAGGGAGAGAGAGAGAGAGAACGAGAGAGAAGGGGACAUCUGAUUUUUGGGCCCGAAACAUAUUUUGGAUAAAGGUAAAGUAGACAGUGGAAUGUUGGAGGGGUUUGACUGUGCAGUAAUAUACAACUGAACUAUAUGGUUCAUUGGGAACUCUAAGCAAAGCACAUUAUUGUGCUUCUAUAAGAGAAGCACAUUGGGCUCUGUUACCCCCCUCAUUUGACAUGGCAGUGAUUUAUGAACGAAUGAGUUCUUUCUGUUAUCAGACUCUAAGAAGUUAAUAAGCAGUUGUGCUCAAGGUGCAAGGCACCGAAGAAAACGAUGGAAGCCGCAAAUCAGAUGUCCGGUCCAUAGUCUAGGUGGGCAGUAUCUAUCAGUUGUUCCUGUGGUGAGAUGAUUGUGAGCUUUCCAAGCGAGUUGUUUGCACACGGAAAGAGACCAAAAGUGUGGCAGGCUGUUUGAUCUUUGAACUUUUACAUUUCCUUGGCCGAAUGUACUCUGGUUCUUGCCACGUUUAGCUCUGAAUGACAAGUAGUGUUUGGGGAAUUAAGUCAGGUUGCUGGUUUUUUGGGGGGGGGCUCUACUCAGCUGAAAGAUACCCUGGAAAAACUUGAUACUCCACUUGAAAUGAAGGCUGAAAUCCCACACCCACGUACAUUGUGCAGAAUGAGAAGGCUCACCAGGUAACUGGAAGCAAUGCUGUAAACCAAACUGGAAGGGUUCUUGAGCUUCCUUUCAGGAAAACCUUCCACGAAGUUGUGCUCAUUAAACUGAAAUAGAAAGGUCCUUUCCCAAAUGUGGACAAGAACAACUUGGACAGAUGUAAGGCCUUCUUGGCUUGGUGAUCUCCCUGCCCUGGUUCACAGAAGUAAGAAUGGGGUUUUGAAAUUGCUGCCUUGCUGCUCUAGUCUUGGAGGCCUGUCAAACACUGAUGUGAUUAUGUUGUUGACCUUCUUUUGUGUCUUGCUUAUAGAAACCAAUAGAUAAAGAACACUGGAGUUUUUAUUUUUUGGCCAUUGUAAACAAGAUCACUCCAUUUUCCAAGCUGCUUCCCAGCAACCAAUGAAGGGCUAGCAUUGUCAAGCAUAGUGCACUUUUACUUCAGGGUAACAAAUCAGUGACACACUCUGAAAUGCUGAAACCCUACCCUUAGUCCAAGGUUUCGACAAACCUUCCCAAACUUUUCAACAAAGCUGCCUAUGUACAGUAGGUUAAAGAACAUCUUUAAACUUGAUUCAGGUAGCAGUGUAGUGUAGAGGUUUUAUUUCGGAGAGAAGGGAAUUACCACACAUUAUACUUGUAUGCAGAGUACUUAACAAAUGACCUUCUACCCAAAUCAUAAAUAUGUCUAUGAUGUGCGAUUUAAAUUGGUUGGAAACUUUGGGAAAUCUCCCCCCUCAACAAAGGACAAGUUUUUUUUGUCUGGGAAGCGCAUAGUCAACUGGAGUCUUGGUUUUGUUCAGAUCUUCACAAUUUGUGCCUAUGUUUUCAAUGAUUAUUCUUCUGAUUCCGGAAGAUUUUCUUUUGAAUUAUACCAAGAUUUAUCAAGGAGCUUUGCAAGUUUCUGAGGGAAGCACUGUCUGGGUACGAAUGAGUAGGGCUGUCUAACGCUAGCCGAGAGUCCAAGUCUUACUUAAGCUUUACUGAGGACUGACUUCAGAAGAUGCUUUCCAACUUGUACCUCAGGUUUAAUACGGUCAUGCAGCGCUGAUGUCAUCUAAGUAUGGAGGUGCCUCGCAACAUAAAGUUCCACAGAUCAUCAAAAUAAAAGUGAGCAGAGGGAAUUUGUUAAACAUUUUGAAAUGUUCUGAAACUACUUCUUAACUGAAAUAAUUUAAUUGUUAAACUGUAUGUAUUAAAUCCUUGACUUGAAUAUGGAUGAAUGGCUGGCUGCAUUUUUACAAUAACUCUUUAUGAACGUAAUUAAGCGCAUGUUCUUGAGACUUGCUGUGAGUUUAAAGAAAGCUUGACCUUACACAAGUGGACGGGGAACACUGAAAAUUGUUUGGAAUUAUGUCAGUCAGACUCCUGGAUUUUCACUUUUGGUACUGGGGUCCUUACAGGAUUUUUUACUGUGUUAAAGGUGUUAAAUCUCUGCUAAGAACAUGGCACUAAACCCUCUGAUUGUUCAUUCAGUUGAGGACAAGUCCACUGACUUCGUCGGUGUGGUAAAUACUACAUUUGUGUCACCAAAACUGGGAUAUGCCCUUUAUGGUAAGGAAGGAAUCCUUACAUUUUCGGCAUUUGAUGUGUAAUCGCAGUAUGUCUAAAUUCCUGGUCCCCCAGAUUCGGGCACGCUAUGUACCCAGGAUUCUCUAAGUGUACAGGACAAAAGUUAUGUCUUAAAAGAGUGAUCCCAGUAACUUUGUCGGCCUCCCUCUAUAUUCUCGUUGCUGAGUCUCUGAUAUGCUAUUUUGUAAAGAAAUCAAGUCCACUGGACGGCUGUAGCAAGAGCCAACUUCCCUAGACAGAUACUGGUAUGUGGGUGAAGUUUAACUGUCCUCAGCCUGGUAAAGGGCCCUCACUCGUCUCCACGAUUUUAUGCAAACCGAUCUGUCGCUGCAGCUGCAGACCUACACAAACGUUUGUUUCACUAGAUGUGCUGUCGGCAGUAUUCUUUGUAUAUUUUGUAACAUAGACAGCCUUGAUUCACAAGUGAAUAAAAGCGAAGAGGAUGUUCCUAACCCCGAAAGCGUAACAUUUCCAUAAUUCGUUCUUGAUCAAACCUGAGAGAAACUAAUAUGAGAGAUUUUGUGCGUCUUGAGCUCUAUUUUCAAAACCUGACAUUAACGUAAGAAGAAAUUACAAAGAAUUACGAAGGUGUAAAGAU
Scleropages formosus (Asian bonytongue) is the source of this 5192-nucleotide messenger RNA. RefSeq names its product mitogen-activated protein kinase 8 interacting protein 1a (gene mapk8ip1a). Gene Ontology annotation, biological process: regulation of JNK cascade; JNK cascade. The record is from RefSeq and is a predicted model, not a curated record. Gene Ontology annotation, cellular component: cytoplasm. Gene Ontology annotation, molecular function: JUN kinase binding; MAP kinase scaffold activity. The coding region runs from base 120 to 2273 and encodes 717 amino acids. NCBI's taxonomy places the organism in Eukaryota, Metazoa, Chordata, Actinopteri, Osteoglossiformes, Osteoglossidae. The transcript has 12 exons.